Molecule: messenger RNA, 5365 nt
Organism: Malaclemys terrapin pileata
Lineage: Eukaryota; Metazoa; Chordata; Testudines; Emydidae
Gene: ERMARD
Product: ER membrane associated RNA degradation
Exons: 20
Coding region: 1986-4070 (694 amino acids)
Source: RefSeq, a predicted model, not a curated record
GCCUUUUCGGAGCGUGGGUUCCGCGCGGGCUGGGGCGGGCGAUGCCUUCGCCCUGGAUGUCCCGAGCGGGGGAGGGAAGCUGAAAUACAGCGACGCGCCCUUCCCCGCUGGGGGUAACGUGCUUCACGCCCCUGCCCCCGAUCUCUUGGGUGGCCCCGGCUGGAGUCACCCGCUGUCAGCCUCGCUGCCCGCCGCGUGGGCUGGGCGUGGGGUUCCGGCCGGGAUUGGAUCCAGGCGGCAGCCCCGGCCGGGAUAACGGCUCCUGCUUCCAGGAAACCGUCGCCGUGCUCGGUCCCGCGGCCCGCUUAACCGGAUCUAUUGGGGGUGGAGCUCGUGUGUGUGACACUGGCCAUAAAGGUGCUGCGCGGGUCCCCUCGGGCGUUAGUUUCUUAGCUGGUGGUUAAAGCGUUUUUUCAGCGCUCUGUGGGUGUCAGUGAAACAGACAUUAAACUCCUUGAGAGAUUGACAGUCUAACCCUAGGAUAGAUCAUAUCGGGAUAUCUCCGUGAUGCUUAAACUGGGCUAGUUUGAGACAUAGCAGGUCCUGACUUGGUGAGGAGCAUAUGUCACUUCAAGGAAACCGGACUUUGACUUACAUUGUUAAAUACUACAUUAAAGUGAGCAUAGGGAGCAGCUUUCAUUUUUAAUAUACUUAAAAUGAAUAAAGCGUGUAGGAAAAAUGCACAAGGUAAAAUGUAGUCUGCUAAGUACACUUUUUAACAGUGUGUCAUCUAGUAGUACAGAAAGUUAAUGUUUCAGGAAAAUAAAUAUACUACCACUGGAUAGAUUGCUUCUGAACUUACCAUAUGUUUAGAGAGUGCUUCUAGGAAUUUUGGUCAGAGCCUUAUAGUGAAAGAUUCUGUCCUUUUCUGAGGAAGUGUCCCUUUUAUUUUUUCCUCACUUACUUUAAGGAAUGAGCCACUCUUAGAACAACACACCUUUGGAGGGUCUGUCAUCUGUUUGGCUGUCCUUCCUUAGAUUCAGCUGGACAUUCAGUAGCACUGGUGGAAGGCCCAGUAAAGUUGACAUGACUGGGAUAAAGCGGCCAUUCCCUACUGCUUUACUGGGUAUAUCUUCACUGCAGAGUGAUUUGAACCCAGUUUACCCUAAAGUGGGUGUGAGCAUCACCACUGCAAAGCUAUGCCCAAAUUACCAUGUCACUGUUUCUGGACUUGCCUUUGUGUGUCAGCAGCAUAUGCCACCGUUCUUUGUAACAAGGUGCUCUAGAAUUCUUUCCCAGUCAGUUGUGGGAAAACUUGUCUAUCCUUCAGGAGGAACUGUGGGAAAGCAUUGGAUAAUUAUCAGCACUAGUGUGAUUUUGCUUGUCCUCACUCUAAAGUGUAUGGGUUCCAGCCAGAGUUAAAUCAGAACUUGGACUCUAACCCAGCUGUGCUAGCUAGCUGGGGAAGAAAGCACCUCCAAACUCAAGUAAAAAGUUCUUGUGUAUGAACCAUAAGAGCAUUGGGUUAAAACUUGGGUAAUAGCAAGGGUUAACUCUGGGGUGAAUAUAUUGGGGUAUAUGCUGGGACAGAGGGCUGAAGAAAGAAGAAAAGAGCAGAACUUUUUCUUGGCAAGCACAUACAUGAGAGUGAACAAAAGUACCUUUAAGCAAGUGGUUUGGAAGCUGUUUAUGCAUAGAAUUUGUCAUUCCCGUCCCUCACUGUGGAGCAUGUAAAUCCUGCAAGAGACUUAUUUUCUCAAAGGAACUUCAGGGCCUAUGGUUUCACCCCUUGUAAACAAUGCUUCAAGCUGUAUUAAUUCCCACAGAAAUCCAGAAGGGGUGGGCAAACUACGGCCCCCGUGGGACCAUCCUGCCCAGCCCCCGAGCUCCUGGCCCGGGAGGCUGUCCCCCCUCGCCGGCAGCCUCAGCUCGCUCACUCCACCACUGACGCAACUCUGGGCGGUGGGGCUGUGAGCUCCUGGGGCAGCGCAGCUGCAGAGCCCGGCCUGACCGGUUGCUCUGUCCUGUGUGGUGACAGCGGCAGCAUGGCCCAGCUCCAGCCGGGCGGCACGGCUGUAGCGCCGCCAGCCACCGAUGCUCCAGGCAGCGCGAUGUCACUAGCUGACCCAGUCACCACCUGUCUUUCCCCUACAGUGCAUUAUAUGGUUUGCAAACUUGGAUUUGAGGUAGAAGACAGCCAUUCUGUUAAUAGUAUUGUGUCUGAAAAUGGUGAAGUAUGUUGGAGAACAAUCACAGAGCUUGUGCAUUACCGUGAAUCAGAUCAAAAUGUGGAUUAUAUAAAAAGUGUGCAGCUGUUAGGACCUUUAUGUGAAUCUGUUCAUUUGCAUCUACAAUCCCUGACCAUGGAACAAUUUGAAGUUCAGUACUCAUUGUGGUUCCAGUGGACAAACUGUACGGAGCUACUUCUUGAAGUGUUUGCUGCACUGGAUAGCAUGGAAGCUACAGCAAUUGCACUUAGCUUAAUGAAACUAACAUCGUGUCUGGAGCGAGCCUUGGGUGAUGUUUUCUUACUAAUUGGUAAGGACUGUCCAUUCCUUUUAAGAGAUUUGCUUGCAUCUCAGGAGCUUGCUGCAGUCUUUGGACAAUCUGUGAUGAAUGUGCUAAGAGUAUUCAUUGGGUCUCCAUAUGGUCUAAAUCUCCGUAACAUUUUGUGGCAUGGAUUUGCUUCCCCUCAAGAAAUUCCUGCAAAAUAUUGCUCUAUGCUGCUUAUUUUAACUGCAGGAUUGGGCCAGUUGCUAAAGAUAUACCUAUUGCAAACUGAAACCAUUUUAGUACAUCGACCUUAUAUAGCCUUCACUAACUUAAAGGAGUUGGACAUUUUUCCAGAUAUUAAUCAUGAAGCACUUUCCUUAACUGAGGAACUAGCAAAGAUAUCCAGUUUUGUAUUAAAAACAAUGUUACCAUUUUGGGUUGCUGCACUAACAGCUUUCAGGCAACACAGGUAUGCUGACUGUGUUAUACUGUUACUCCCUCAGCUGGAAACUGGACUUAGGUUGCUCUUCGCCACAGUUAAUAAGUGUCCAAAUAGACUGCUAACUGCUGAGUCAUCUUCUCUUUAUACCACUUUUGAUGAGAUGCUAACAAAACAGCUGAAUGAUAAAGAGAUCAAUCAGCUUCCUCUAAUUCUUGGAGAGCCUUCAAUGGAAUUCCUUUGGGAUUUCUUGAACCAUCAAGAGGGUCCACGUGUAAGAGAUCAUUUAAGCCAUGGAGAGAUCAACUUACAUGAGUUUCCAAGAGAAAUAGCCAAUCAGAUACUUGCAUUUUCAGUUACACUUUUAUGCAGAUUUUCAGAAGUGGAGGAGCUCACAGCUUUUAAGGAGCACAUAGCCAUUAAACCACUGAUCAGCUGUGCAAAUUGCUACCGUUCUCGGUUUCAUCCAAUUGCCCGACUUAAGAAACAGGUGCUGAAGUGUAUGAAGAGCAUUAGUUCAUGGCCUGAGCUUCCUAUAGUGCCUGAAGAGCAAAUUCAAGAAAUUCCAGGGUUGGAAAGAAGUGCAGAAACUAGUCCUUGUAUUUCUGUGACUACAGAAAUCCUCUCUCAGUUGCAACACCAUUUGCCCCAGAAUUGCUACAUUUUAGAUGGUCUAAUGAAUAAUCUUUUAAGUGAGAAGCUACUGGUUGAACUCUGUAGUACGCACAUUUGUACCCUAUACUGCCCACGUUCUGUACUGGAAAUAUUGGUUGUGUUCCGUAAGAUAAGCACACAGUGCCAUCAAGUGUCAGAUCAAGUUAUUGCCAGCACUGAAAUGAGAUACACACAGUGGAUAAACAAGAUACUGCGUUCACGACAGAGGCAUAACUAUCUACGAAUGUUACACAGCAUUAAAUUUCUGUCUCCUGUGUUACGGCUGAUUUUAAUGUUGAUUAUUCUGGAACUAAUUAACAUCCAUACUAUUUGUGAGAAGAAUCCUUGUGAUUAUCAGCAGUAUAUAAAGUUUCUAAAGUCAAUAUUGCAGUAUACUGAGAACUUGGUGACAUACACAAGCCCAGAGAAAAACAAAUGGGAUGAAUCCAUGGAGCUUACGCACAAAGCUUUGAUAAAAAUUAGGACUUUCAGUGAGAGAAAGCUAACAUUAAUGCAGCUAGCAACACAAGUGAAGCUGUCUUGAAAACACUUGGUUUCUAUUACAUCUCAAAAUUAUUAUUUUUUAAUGCCUCAAAACUUAAUGUGGCCAAAAUUCUUAGAAUAUUUCUACUCCUUUCUUUGAGUGCAGCUUCCAUCAAAAUGCCUUUGAAAGCAGAAUUUGGCAUUUAUGUAGCGACAGUGUUGCUGAUUGGAGUUGGAUAAUUGCACUUCCUGAAAAUGGAACAUUUGUCAAGUGCACAAUGAGACUCUGAGCUCUUACCUCAAAAUGAUUUGAAAAUGUAUCUAUUAUUUAAGUGUACUAUGUGCUUUAAAGCUUGAUUUUUAUUUUUUAUAGUGUACCUGAAAAUGACCAGGAAAACACCUGAAAUAAAUGUAUUGGGAAAAAUAUUGAACUGAAAAAAAGCUAUCCGUGUGGUGAAGCUAAUAUUUGGCCCUUUCCAUGGCCACAUGCGACCCAUUCUCUCUCAUAUGCGCUUAAACAAAUAUCCCCUCCUCCCCCCCAACAACAACAAAAACCAACAAAACCAUGUUACAACAUUUUGAGUUAACAGCAUUUCCUGAAAUCCUUGUUUGCUAAUAUUAGCACAGAAAUGGGCAAACCUUGGUGUGUGAUUUUUUUUUUUUAUUUUUUAUUUUUUAAGUUUGUUUACAUGCGAAAAUACUAACAUUUUUGAGUUCUCAGCAAUAAGUAUUGAGUAUUUUUUACACUCACUGUUGUCAUGGUACCUUUUUUGAUUAGUUUAAUUUUUCAUUUUAUCUGCUAGUACCAAUCUUUAAUGAUUCAUAGUUUGGGUAGAAAUUUGGUUUUGUACAUUGAAAAUCAGAAAAUAUAAAUGUUCAUCUUGAUCCUAAAAGUGAUAUGUCCUUAUGUUGCAUACCUCAUUUUUAUCUUUGUUUUUCAAAAAUUAUGAAAAUAAAUCUCUCUUCUGUCCCCCAAAAAGAAAGGGGCCUGCAUGAAUUCAAUAAACAAGCCAUCUACCGAUUAACAUCAAUCCAUGUGCCUUUCCUAAAGGAUGUAAAACAGAUAAAUGCCUCUUGGUCAGGUCACCAUUUUUUAGUAUUUAUAUAUUCGUGCUGUAAGAGGCUUAUUACAAUAACAGAUUGACUUGUUUAGUCUGAAGAUCACUCCAGAAAUGUCCUUUUCUUUUGUAUUCUAAAACCAUUAGCUCGGUUGUAUAGAAGUAUGAAGAUCUUUAUUGGCUGUCUGGUAACUUUGUCACUAGUGUAUGUCAUUAUUCUGUGCAUCCAGAAAGUAAUGUUUCUUUCACAAUUUAAUCAAAGGGGAUCUGGCUAACACCAUUAAAGAUCUGAAUUGCA